CAAUAUACACGCGCCAUAUUGUGUUGCACUCGUUCUGUACUUCAAAGAUGGCGCUAUCAUGCGACUGUCCAAUGUCGCAGCCAGGACCUACGUUGGCGGCGACCUGCGGCGGCGGCGCCUUCAUGCUGUUCAUGGGACUGCUGGAAGUGUUCCUACGCAGUCAAUGCGAUCUUGAGGACCCGUGUGGGAGGCCGCAGUAUCGUCGCGAAAUGGAUUCAGUUUAUGACUUCAUCGUAGUAGGAGGUGGAUCAGCGGGCUCCGUGCUCGCCGCGAGGCUUUCGGAGGUGCCUCAGUGGAGGGUGUUAUUAUUGGAGGCAGGCUUCGACGAGCCGACGGGAACGCAAGUGCCGUCCAUGUUUCUGAACUUCAUCGGAUCUGCUAUCGACUGGGGGUACCACACGGAACCUGAGCCAGCCGCGUGUCUUGGGGAGAAAGACCGCAAAUGUUACUGGCCGCGUGGGAAGGUGUUGGGCGGUACGUCGGUGAUGAACGGUAUGAUGUACAUGCGUGGCUCCCGGCAUGACUACGAUGGAUGGGCGGCCGCCGGCAACGAGGGCUGGGCCUACGAUGAUGUCCUUCCUUACUUCAUCAAGUCUGAGGAUAACCGACAGAUGCAUGACGUCGACGAUGGCUACCACGGCACGGGUGGCCCUCUCACAGUGGAGCAGUUCCCCUAUCAUCCACCUCUCAGUCACAGUCUGCUUAAAGCCGGAGAGGAGCUUGGUUAUCAAGUCCGUGACCUAAAUGGAGCUAUCCACACUGGCUUCAGCAUCGCUCAAACAACGCAUCGCAACGGAUCUCGAGUUAGCGUGGCGCGGGCUUUCUUGCGUCCUGCAAGGCAUCGCCCCAAUCUCCACGUGAUGCUUAAUGCCACAGCAUCCCGAGUACGCAUCAAUACCACUACGAGGCGCGCCUACGCUGUUGAUAUUGUCAACUCUUACGGCCGUUCCGAGACCGUCUUUGCUAAUAACGAAAUUAUUCUAAGCGCGGGCGCCAUAGGGAGUCCGCAAUUGCUUCAGCUAAGCGGGGUGGGUCCCGCGGACGUGUUGAAUCGGGCGGGAGUGGAGGUCAUCCAUGAGCUGCCUGGUGUGGGUCGCAACCUACACAACCACGUCACGCAUUUCCUCAGCUUCUACUUAAAAGACAAUAACACCGCGCCUCUCAACUGGGCCACCGCUAUGGAAUAUCUUCUCUUCCGUGACGGGCUCAUGUCCGGAACCGGAAUUUCUGAAGUAACCGCAUUCAUCAACACGAAGUAUGUGAACCCGGAAGAAGACAAUCCCGACAUUCAAAUGUUUUUCGGCGGGUUCCUCGCAGACUGUGCCAAGACCGGGAUGUUGGGGGAGAGUAAGGGAGAAGGCGCCCGUUCUGUACAAAUGUUUCCUGCUGUGCUGCGACCAAAAAGUCGUGGCCGUCUGGAAAUCGUUAGCCCUGACCCUUUCCAGCAUCCCAAGAUUUUUGCCAAUUACUUGACCCAUCCAGAUGAUGUGAAGACCCUGAUAGAGGGCAUCAAGUUUGCGGUCCGCUUGUCCGAGACCGGAGCCUUGAAGAAGUACGGAAUAAAGCUUGAUCGUACCUCAGUGAAGGGAUGUGAAAGGUAUCGGUUCGGGUGCGACGCUUACUGGGAAUGUGCGGUGCGCAUGCAGACUGGGCCGGAGAACCACCAGGCAGGCUCAUGUAGAAUGGGGCCUCGUGGUGACCCACUCGCGUGCGUCGACCCGCUCUUGCAGGUGCAAGGUAUAGAUCGGCUCCGCGUGGUGGAUGCUAGCGUGAUGCCAGCUGCGCCGUCCGGGAACACCAACGCGCCAACUGUCAUGAUAGCAGAACGCGCUGCAGACUUCAUAAAGCAACGCUGGCUGGGCGCGACACAAGUAUGUAUUCACUUGUAGUGAAUCAUAAUAUAGAACCAAUCGGUUUUCUGACUAAAAACAGGGGAGUUAGAAAGCACCCAGAUUAAUUUCUGUUAUUUAUUACUCCUUUAUCACAAAACUAUUAAAGUAAUUUAAAAACCAGACUCAUUAGUAUUGAAUUUAUCCGAAAAUGUUGUAAUAAAACAAUAUUGGAAAUUUCACUCUAUUGGUUUGCGGUAUCUAUAUCUUCUCUAUCAUGAGGGCAGUGGCCCCCCCACCGCCGUUACACGUGGUAGCCACGCCCAGCUGUCCACAACGCAGUACAUGGCUGAGAUGUGCUACGAGUCGUGUACCAGACAUGCCCAGUGGGUGACCAAGGCUCACUGCACUGCCGUGCACGUUGACAUUGCUAGUCUCUAAACCCAAUAUACGCCGGUUAGCGAUCCCCACAAUGCUGAACGGCUCAUUUAUCUCCCACAGGGAUACACUCUCCUUUGAAACGCCGGUUUUCUCUAGUAGUUUAGUGACAGCAUCAGCCGGUGCAAUAGGAAACUCGAUAGGUUCCCUCUCGGCAUCCGCGUACCCCACUACUCUGGCCAGCGGCUUCACUUUUAGUCUGUCGGCAGCUUCUGAGGUCAUCAUCAGCACAGCAGCCCCUCCAUCGCUGAGACCAGCCGAGUUUCCAGCAGUUAUCGUGCCUCGUUUCUGAAAUGCCGGUUGCAGUUUUGUAAAUGUCUCGAAAUUGAACCUCUUAUAUUCAUCAUCCUCUGCCACGAUAAUUGGCGUUCCCUUUCUUUGCGGCACCGUGACAGGGAUAAUUUGCUCCGCGAAAACGUUAUCCUCGUAAGCAGCGAUAGUCCUUCUGUAAGUUUCAAUGGCGUGGUCGUCCUGCUCGCACCUCGGGAUUUUAAACUUGUUGGCGACGUAUUCGCCGCAGUCUCCCAUAUGUAUAUUAUGCUCGACAUCAGUCAGGCCGUCGUGAAGGAUGCCAUCCACAAGAUGCAGUCCGCCGUACGGGGUGUCACCGCGCCGCAAAUAGAACGGUACAUUCGACAUGGAUUCGAUACCUCCGGCUAGGACCACAUCGUGUGUCCUAGUCUGUAGCGCUUGCGCAGCCAAUGUCACGGCUUUGAGACCCGAUGAGCAUACUUUAUUAAUUGUGGUGCAAACUGUGCUUGCAGGUAGACCGCCGUUAACUGCAGUCUGACGAGCUGGCGCUUGUCUCAAAUACGCUGAGCACACGUUGCCUAUGAAAACCUGCAAAAAAUACAGCAUAUCACAGAUAUGAAGACUGUACUACUAUCUGUCUCCUAUAUGUUGUUCCUAGAAAUAUCAAGCAAAAAUACAUAGAUUAAUACGUCUCGAUGUAGUAUGAGUACCUCUUGGACUUCUUCGGGUGAUAUGUGGGCCCGAUCAACGGCGCCCUUAAUGGCUAUACCGCCUAGUUCGGUGGCGGUGAGAGUGGACAAUCUGCCUUGAAAACAUCCGAUCGGAGUACGGACUGCCGACACUAUUACCGCCUCGCUAAGACCAAUUUUCGACAUUGUAAUCGAUUUUGUUGACAACAAACAAUCCUUAAACUGAUCCACAACAAAACAAAUCACAAUUCAUAAAUUCUAAGAUUAAAAUACAACGUUCAAUGUUCAAGUACCGCAUGACAUUGAAUGAUUCAAGUACAUUGCACAAUGGAAUAUUCUAUAACGAGCUAGAUACUGCAACUGCCUCGUAAUACGGUAACUAUAUGCAUUUUGCAUUGCGUAUCGGCAAUAGAAAAUCCCCAGUAACAUAUAGUGAUUUGUAAUUUGUAUAAUGUACCUAACCCCACGCAGGUGUCAGCAGACAUCUCUAACGUGCUGAGCCCCAGCGAGAGUCGCUAUCCAGGGUGGCUCUGACCCGCCGUCCUUAAAUCUCAUCUCUCGAUUCAGAGGUUUAGCUAUACAUACAAUUAUUUUAAAAUGAUACCCUGUUACCCAUCUAUAUAUAUAUAACGGCAGACACACUAAGAACUAAGACUUAUUUAUUUUGAAGCGAGUGGUAAGAUCAUAUAUCAUAUUUACAUAAACGUUUUUUUAUCGAAGGAUUCGGAUGAAUCAUUCUUAUGUUUUGUAUUAAAUUGUAUACUGUAAAUCUAGUGAUGUAGUCGGUAAUGUAGUUCCGAGAUAGUUGCUAUGGUUACGGUAUCUGUUUUUAAAUUAGUAGUAAAAACUGAAAUUUGUAAUUGAAAGUGUAAUAUUUUUUUGUAAAAUAAUGUUCACCGUAAUUGUCAUGUAUUUUAGAACAGACAGAUUGUAACUUAUAGUGUAGAAAACGUAUGAUGUGGUGUACUUUAAUACAUAGAUAGAUACAAGAAAUGGUAUCCUCGGAAACAUAUACGGUACGGUAUUUCCUCUUCAGGCCGGUAGAGUUUAGAACUUGAUGAUGAUACAUAAUAAUUUUUGUACAAAAUACUCAAUUUAGUUAAUUUAUUAAACAAGGAGAAUAUAUAAACGUGUUUUAUUGUGUUUCAACGAUUGUGAGAGGUCGGGCUAGAGAUGCAAGUUGUUGAGGUUGGAGCCCGAGUGCUGCGGCAGCGCGUCGGCCGGGCGCAAGAGCAGCGUGCCCACCGGCGCCAGAGCCCGAUCUCUCUCUUCCAGCCGGAGCAUGUCCUGGCGUAGCUUGCGAAGGACGGCGCGGUUGGGCCGGUGCCGCCGCGCCUGCUCCUGCAGCAGCGUGAUCUGCUGCUCGUGAAGCUUCCUCUCGGCGCACGAGGGCACCGAACGCGAGCCGUACAGGCGCAGCAGCGAACCCCACGAGCGCACGUGAGGGUGCAGCGACUGAAGGAUGGCCUGCGAGGCGCGCUGCUUGGCCGCUUUCUUGUUAUUGCACACGACGACCGCGCUGUGCUUGCCCACCUUCAUGGUCAGCUGGAUCUUCUGGUACUCCAACUUGUCCACCUGCAACGAGGGAUCGGUCAGAGGCGGCAGGGCGAGGGCGCGGGCGGCGGAGGGGAGGGGGCACCGACCGUGACAUCGAUGUGGCGGUCGCCGGCGCCGAAGUUGCGCAGCAGGCACGUGCGCAGAAUGGCGUGGGGCGAGGGCUCGCAGGUGGCGACGCAGAACUCGGCCACCCGCGGGUCCUCGACGCCCACGUAGUCGAAGAACGAGAAGUCCGGCUCGGGCGCAUCGGGCGCGGCCAGCUCGUCCUUCAUCUCGGGGAUGAGAAUGCGGAUGGAGGCGCGGGCGGCGGCCGCUUUGGCCUGGCGCUUGGAGCUGCCGACGCCGACUCCGUACUGCAUGUCGCCUAUGAACACGGUGGCCUGGUAGGGCGUGGCGGCGUUCUCCAGCUGCGUGAAGUGGUACGCGGGCUGUUGUUGCAGGGCGCGGUUCACGUACUCGUGGAACACUGACAGGAGCGAUCCUCGUUCGGCAGCUAUGUCGAGAAGCUUUUCAUUACCGUCCUGUCCCGUGGUUGGGAUGGUGAUGAGCUUGGUGCCUUCGGGCAGAGACGGGUACUGCAGCGCCUUACGGGCCUUCGUGUACUUGCGACGAUCCGCCCAGCGACUGAAACGCAGUAGGGCUUGGCGAGGGUGACGAUGCGCGUGGGUCGGUGCAUGUACACCGGGAUGCCGCUCAUGUGACGCGCGCAGAUCCAAUCCAAAGGCAACACUUCGAACGGAUUGGUGCCUUUCUCUGCCGCAAACAGUAGAUAAUUCAAUCAGACUGUGCAUAUUGCCAAAAAUUUCUGUUAGGGUCUUUAUAAAUUCAUGUUUAUAUCCAGUAAGAAGUUACCUACAUCAAAAUGGCUAAUAAUUUAAAUAAAAAUCAAAAAUACUUGUUUUAUAUCUGUAGUUUUCAGCAAACAAAAUACCAUCAAUUGUUACACAUUCAGAGUUUAUGCUGCAUUGCUAGCUGAAGGUUUGGAUUAGAUGUUGCCAAGUUGGCCGUCCAAGUCUUACCUUCCAUAACUAUUUUAGACCUCAAAACAUAUGGCUUCUCUUUAGGCUUUGGUGCUCCUUUGAAAUCAUCAGGAAGAUCAUCCUCUAACAUCUUUUCAAUCUCUUCCUCUGGUAGUUCUGAAAUUUAUUUAUGUAAUAAUUUAUUAGAGAUAUAAAACCCUG
Pieris brassicae (large cabbage white) is the source of this 5946-nucleotide messenger RNA. It is a transcript of the gene Gld, whose product is annotated as glucose dehydrogenase [FAD, quinone]. NCBI's taxonomy places the organism in Eukaryota, Metazoa, Arthropoda, Insecta, Lepidoptera, Pieridae. The transcript has 13 exons. Bases 48 to 1889 code for a protein of 613 amino acids. The record is from RefSeq and is a predicted model, not a curated record. Gene Ontology annotation, molecular function: oxidoreductase activity, acting on CH-OH group of donors; flavin adenine dinucleotide binding.